Meloidogyne enterolobii is the source of this 1206-nucleotide messenger RNA. NCBI's taxonomy places the organism in Eukaryota, Metazoa, Nematoda, Chromadorea, Rhabditida, Meloidogynidae. The record is from the annotation of a GenBank genome assembly.
AUGGCAAGGGAAUCUUUUAUGAUUUUGAUCAUAAAUUAUUUUAAUUCUUUUUUCAGUUCAAACAAUUCAAAUUUAACCAAACAACAACAAAAUAAAUACUCUUCUUCUUCAAUUUUACAUCCAAAAGUUUUAACAAAAUAUUUAUUUCUCAAAGAUGUUCUUCGAUUUCAUUGCCCAACAGACAAACAUUUAGCCAUUCAUUUAGUCCCAGCAGAAUCAGCAAUUCUUUGUCAUUUACCAGAACAACAAAAUGGAUUGGCUCCAAUCGGUUUUUGUGGUCCAAAUUCGGGAAGUGAUCCUCGACUAAUUAUUAGAAGAUAUAGUCCUUUACCUGGAAAGCCUAGUUUUCGUGAAGGAAAUGCUUAUUUUUUUAUUUCUACAUCCAAUGGUUCUCCUAACGGUACAUCUCAAACAAGUGGUGGGUUAUGCCGAAUUGAAGGUCUCAGACUGCGCGUAAUUAUCCUCCCUUCGCCUUCAAAUAAUGCUCCUUUAAUUAGGCCAGUCGAUGAAUGGACAGAUUUGGCACAUCUUUUAAUGCCAAUAAUUAUUCCAACUUCCUUUCCUUCAUCAGAAACUUUGACAACAACAACAACUACAAUCUCUCCUCCAAAAGCUUCAGCUCUUUCUUCAAACAUCAAUCCUGUUUUCCCUGCAAUUUUGUCACUUGAACAGGGAGGGCAAAGGCAUAAAGUAUUAGUUCAUUCACAGCAGGAAUUGACAGAACAACUUAAUGCUGUAUCAACAAAUGGUGGUCCAAAAGUUAAAAAUGAAGAAGAAAGGGAUGUUGACGAUGAUAGUGAUGAAAAUGGAGGACAAAGAAAGGGUAUGGGGUUUGGAGAAGAAAAUCGAAAGAAUAAUCAGAAACAAGAUUCUUCCCUCUAUGAAUUAAUGGAUGAAAGGACAAAUAAAUGGCCAAAUUCAGUCAAUCGUUUAUCCCAAAUUGAAAAUUUUGAAGAAAGCAAAGAAGAAGAGAAAGAAGAGAGGCAUUUAAGAAGACGACGUCCAGUACCAAAAACAGCUCGUUCACCUGAUCCUUUGGUUGAAUCACAAAAAUUAGUUUAUAUUAUAGGGUAUGAUGGACAUGGAAGUAGUGGGGGGACAAGUAGUAAUAAUUCAUUUAUGAAUAGAAAUAUUAAUAGAAAUAUUUUGUUAUUUAUGUUAAUAAUUACUAUUUUGUUAUGUUUCUUAUCUAUUUCUUUAUUUUAA